Suillus paluster is the source of this 1832-nucleotide messenger RNA. Its product is annotated as S-adenosylmethionine decarboxylase. The transcript is spliced from 2 exons. Gene Ontology annotation, cellular component: cytosol. Lineage: Eukaryota; Fungi; Basidiomycota; Agaricomycetes; Boletales; Suillaceae. Gene Ontology annotation, biological process: spermine biosynthetic process; spermidine biosynthetic process. The record is from RefSeq and is a predicted model, not a curated record. Gene Ontology annotation, molecular function: adenosylmethionine decarboxylase activity. The coding region runs from base 179 to 1528 and encodes 449 amino acids.
GAUCUAGCCGGGCCAUCAGAUAAUCGUGAGUCAUGUACUUCGAAUGGAAAAUGCCGAUUACUAUACUCCAGAGGCUGAAAAGAUUUUCUCUAACUUGAACCCAAUCCACUCCUGAUGCAACUCGAUAGCUUAAAGCACCACAGAUCCUGCAACCGUCGCUUCUCUCUUCCUGCAAUCGAUGGCAGUUGGUGACUACCACCUCCCAUACACAUCGACGCCUUUUGAGGGUCCAGAGAAAUUACUGGAGAUUUGGUUCGCCCCUUCUCCUGUACAUGUGCCAGAUGCACACGCACCAAAAAAUGGCCGUAUAGGCCUGAGGAAUGUUCCACAACAAGUAUGGGAGGACAUGCUGGACAUCGUCAAAUGCAAGGUCCUCAGUGUUAUUGAGGGCGAAGAAAUUGAUGCUUAUCUUUUGAGCGAAUCAUCUCUGUUUGUGUUCCCGCAUCGCAUUAUCCUGAAGACAUGCGGCACAACGUUAAACCUCCUCGGUCUUCCGCGCAUCCUCGAAAUCGCGCAAAACUUCGCCUCACUCCCAUCUGUUUAUCGAUGCUUCUACUCACGUAAAUCCUUCAUGUUCCCUGAGCGCCAGCUCGGCCCGCACCGAGAGUGGAAGGAUGAAGUGUCGUUCCUUGAUGCCAUAUUUCCAAAUGGAGCCGCUUACACUGUAGGCAAAGUCAAUGGCGACCACUGGCUGCUUUACCUAACAACCCCUGGACAAACUGGCGCAAAUGGGGAGACCGCACCUAGUUCUCCCGAUGCUUUUCCAUUGCCACCUCUUCAGUCCGAGAAUGAGGAGGAGAAUGAGACAAACCAGACCCUGCAACAUGUUGAAUCCGAAACACCAGUUACUCAGGACUAUACAAUCGAGAUCCUCAUGAGUAACCUUUCUCCCAAGGCUCGCGAGGCCUUCUUCAUGGCUCCUCCAGUAGAAGAUGCACCUCCGGAGAAUCCGUCGGUCAUUGGGAGGACUUUGUCCUCGGCCAUUGGAAUUUCAGAUCUUUUCCCGCCUCAUCUUACUACAUUGGAUGCUUAUGCGUUCACCCCUUGCGGUUACUCUUCGAAUGCCCUCCUGAAAUGGGGCGACGGAGUUGAAGAUGGCCACGAGGGAGAGGGCUACUACACAAUCCACGUGACUCCUGAAGCAGGCUGGUCCUAUGCCAGCUUCGAGUGCAACGUGCCACUGUCCACUUCUUCGUCUUCUUCAGCAAAAGAUAUCCCCGAUCUAUACACCCUGAUCAGACGCGUCGUCGACAUCUUCCAGCCCGGCAGACUCAGUCUGACCCUUUUCAUAUCCAACGUCGAUAAUAGCAGUGCUGAAGAUGACGAGGGUGAGACUGCUGUUGAAGCCGCCCAACGGACCUUCAAAUCGGCUCUGACAGCUCAACGCCAUGUGUCAUGUUCUUCUAGUGAUUCAGUGACCAGCCACAGGGGUAAACAAAGUGACCGCAUGUUGUAUAGGAGAACCGACAAGAUCAGUUAUCGAUUUGGUGGUUACAAUCUUGCAUUUGCGAGUUUCGAGUGUCGAUGAAGAUGUCAUCCUGGUGGUGUUAGGUUGUACGCUGAAGUUAUCUUUUCUCAUCUAGAUGCGCUCGUACUUUCCUGCCAAUCUACUUUUUGCUACCUUCUCCGUUUCCGCUAUACGAUCCAGAUUUCGGAUUACCCCAUGUUCGUUGCGUUCGCCUUGUACACAUGAUGCUGUUGAUCACCAUUACAUUGUUAUGGCCUCGGUUAGUGUCAGCUGCGCGAAUCUUCGAUUCACAAGGUCAGGGCACUUUCACGGCAUGAAGUUCCUGGUCUCUAACUCCUAAUGCGCGUUAUCGGAAAUGUCCGUA